GGCGCAGUGGGCCGUGACCUCUCGGCGUGGGGCCCAGGGCCGCGAUGCUGCAGCUGGUCCGCAGCACGGCGCGGGGCUACCUGCGGCCCGCGGGCGGCUUAUUACAGGGCCUGAGCUCGCUGCCUCCAGGUGCAGUGGGGCCGGCUGGGCAGGCUGAGCCGGAGGCGAGCCCUGAUGGUCUGCAGGCCCCCCCGGUGCUGCGCAAAUGCGACUUUCCCGUCCCCCCACAUCGGCGCCCCGUGCAGGCCUGGGUGGAAUCCCUGAAGGGCUUCGAUCAGGAGCGCGUGGGCUUGGCCGAGCUGCACCCCGAUGUUUUCUCCGUGCCUCCCAGGCUGGACAUUCUGCACCAGGUGGCUAUUUGGCAGAAGAACUUCAAGAGAAUUAGCUAUGCCAAGACCAAGACACGGGCCGAGGUGCGGGGCGGUGGCCGGAAGCCUUGGCCGCAGAAGGGCAGCGGGCGAGCACGGCAUGGUAGCAUCCGGUCUCCCAUCUGGCGAGGAGGCGGAGUGGCCCAUGGCCCGCGGGGCCCCACGAGCUACUAUUACAUGCUGCCCAUGAAGGUUCGGGUGCGGGGCCUCACCGUGGCGCUGACGGUCAAGCUGACCCAGGAUAAUCUGCACAUCGUGGAUUCCCUGGAUUUGCCCACGGCCGACCCCCAAUAUCUUACAGAGCUGGCACGCUACCGCCGCUGGGGAGAUUCGGUGCUCCUGGUGGACAUGGAGUAUGAAGACACCCCGCAGAACAUGGUGGAGGCCGCCUCAAGGCUCAAGACCUUCACACUGGUGCCCGCGGUCGGCCUGAAUGUGCACAGCAUGCUGAAGCACCAGACACUGGUCCUCACGCUGCCCGCGCUCGCCCACCUGGAGGAGAAACUGCUGUGGCAGGACUCACGCUACGCCCCACUCUACCCCUUCCACCUGCCCUACCGUGACUUCCCCCGUGCCAGUGCAUAGCAGCAGCACCCCAACUCCUGCCACAUAUCCAUACUGGAGACUUGAGCAGGCAGCACCCCUCAGCCCCAUCCUCCCAAGAGUCAGACAGCCUGGCCGUCUCCUGCACCCGUGAGAAUGCAUCUGGCUUCCAAAGAGGCAAAAAAAAUGGAUGC
Messenger RNA from Suncus etruscus (white-toothed pygmy shrew), 1105 nucleotides. It is a transcript of the gene MRPL4, whose product is annotated as mitochondrial ribosomal protein L4. The record is from RefSeq and is a predicted model, not a curated record. Gene Ontology annotation, molecular function: structural constituent of ribosome. Gene Ontology annotation, biological process: translation. Lineage: Eukaryota; Metazoa; Chordata; Mammalia; Eulipotyphla; Soricidae. Gene Ontology annotation, cellular component: ribosome. The transcript has 8 exons. The coding region runs from base 45 to 953 and encodes 302 amino acids.